Molecule: messenger RNA, 4548 nt
Organism: Ahaetulla prasina
Lineage: Eukaryota; Metazoa; Chordata; Lepidosauria; Squamata; Colubridae
Gene: GALNT6
Product: polypeptide N-acetylgalactosaminyltransferase 6
Exons: 12
Coding region: 550-2415 (621 amino acids)
Cellular component (GO): Golgi apparatus
Source: RefSeq, a predicted model, not a curated record
GAUGAGAUUCCCGCGUCAAGAUAAAGCGAGGUUUUCGGGCUCCUCGUGGGUGACGUUGGGGCGCUAGGACCCAGCAAGCCGGAGCACGCUUACACCUGUGCCGAAGGCGGCGGAGUUCCCCACCGCCUCGCCUGAGGUCGGCUGCAGGUGAGAAGGCAGGCAGGCAGUGAGGCAGUUGCCCCUCCUUCCAGGACUUCGCCUGCUCCAUCCCCUCUCACGUUGCCAGCUUUGCGCGUGAAGUGGCUCCUCCGAGCCCCGACCUCUUCUUCAAGCUCUUUGCUGGUGGUGGGCUGCUGCCGAUUCGGACGAACCAGUAGUUUCAACGAUCAGAUGGCCCCGCCCACCCACCCCCACCCUAUCGUGUCCUAUAUUUCCUUCUUUCUGGCUCAGCUGAUUCGUGCGGCACAGCUGAUUUCCGCGCCUCCGCUGUUCUACUUACCAGGGCUGCCUUAGAAGGUUUGGAAGAAGAUGCUGAGAUUCCACAGAUCAACUGAAGCUUUGAGAAGAGCGUACCUCUGAUGAAGGAGUAAUUGCCGGACCUCAGCCGUGAUGAGGCUACUCCGGAGGCAUUAUGGCCCACUAAAGCUAGCUUUGGUGGGUAUUGUCUUUGUAAUCUUCCUCUUCAUAAUGCAAAGAGAUGUGGGCAAUGGGGAACAAAAGGAGGAGCCAUGGCUGAAAAAUAUUGUGGACAGGAAAGACCAGAUGAUAGAUAUAAUGAUGGGAGCUGUCAACAAUAUCCGUGACUCUAUGCCAAAGCUGCAGAUCCGGGCACCUGCUCAACAAGAGGCACUUGAGCAGGACAGCAAGUCUUGCUUGCCAGGCUAUUACACACCAGCAGAACUGAAGCCCUUCAUGGAACGUCCGCCACAGGACCCCAAUAGCCCUGGUGCUGAUGGAAAAGCUUUCAAGAAGGACCAGUGGACACAAGAAGAGACAAAGGAGAAAGAACGUGGAUAUGAGAAGCACUGUUUUAAUGCCUAUGCCAGUGACCGCAUUUCUCUUCAAAGGGCCCUCGGACCUGACAGUAGGCCUCCAGAGUGCAUCGAUCAAAAGUUCAAACGCUGCCCACCCCUUCCGACCACCAGUGUCAUUAUUGUCUUCCAUAAUGAAGCUUGGUCCACGUUGCUUCGCACUGUCUAUAGUGUGCUGUACUCUUCUCCAGCUAUAUUGUUAAAGGAAAUCAUUCUUGUAGACGAUGCCAGUACAGAUGACUACUUGAAAGACGAGUUGGACAACUAUGUGAAGCAAUUGCAGGUAGUCAGAGUCGUCCGGCAGUUGGAGAGAAAGGGCUUAAUAACUGCCCGAUUGCUUGGUGCCAGUGUUGCCAAGGGUGACGUCCUCACUUUCUUGGAUGCUCAUUGUGAAUGUUUCCACGGAUGGUUAGAACCUCUCCUAUCGCGCAUUGCUGAAGAGCCCACAGCUGUGGUCAGCCCAGAUAUCACUACCAUUGACCUGAACACCUUUGAAUUUUCCAAGCCCAUCCAAUAUGGGAAGCAGCACAGUCGGGGAAACUUCGAUUGGAGUCUUACUUUUGGCUGGGAGGCUAUCCCUCAACACGAGAAGCAGAGAAGAAAAGAUGAGACCUACCCAAUCAAGACUCCUACAUUUGCUGGUGGUCUCUUUGCCAUUUCCAAGUCCUAUUUUGAACAUAUUGGCUCUUAUGAUGAUCAGAUGGAAAUCUGGGGAGGGGAAAAUGUAGAGAUGUCUUUUCGGGUUUGGCAGUGUGGAGGCCAGCUGGAGAUUAUUCCCUGCUCUGUAGUGGGCCAUGUGUUCCGUUCCAAGAGUCCACACACCUUCCCCAAAGGGACUCAAGUCAUUUCUAGGAAUCAGGUGCGCUUGGCAGAAGUCUGGAUGGAUGACUAUAAGGAAAUCUUCUACAGAAGGAACCAGCAGGCCUCACAGAUGGCCAGAGAGAAAACAUAUGGAGACCUCGGUGAGCGACUGCAGCUGAAGGAGCAGUUACACUGCAAAAAUUUCAGUUGGUAUCUACAAACUGUUUAUCCUGAAAUCUUCAUUCCAGACCUCACUCCAGCUUUCUAUGGAGCGAUUAGAAAUGAAGGUGCACAGCAGUGUCUGGAUGUUGGAGAAAACAACCAUGGUGGAAAACCUUUAAUUUUGUAUCCUUGUCAUGGGAUGGGAGGCAACCAGUAUUUUGAAUACACAUCCCAGCGAGAUCUGCGACACAACAUUGGCAAGCAGCUGUGCCUCCGAGCCAAGAAGGGGGCUGUUGAGUUGGGAGACUGUCACUAUACAGGGAAACACUCCCGAGUGCCAGAAAAUGAAGAAUGGGAACUGACGCAUGAUCACCUGCUUAAGAAUGUAGCAAUUAACUGGUGUUUGUCUGCAAGAGGUGAGCAUCCAUCCAUGGCUCCCUGCAACACUGCAGACGCUCAUCAGAUUUGGCACUUCAGCUAAAGCAGUCCAAGAAAAAGACCAAAGCAGCUCUGAAAUGCAUCUCCUGUCAAAGCUCCCAUUCUUCUGAACUUGCUUUCUAGCAACAGAGGGUACAUUUCAGGAAACGAGAGGGGGAACCAAUUUGCUGCAUCAUCCAAAAUUUGCCUGUAACACUCUUGUGCCUUUUGCAAUAAGGUCAAAACGGCCAACAUUGGUAUAUCGGUUUAUUUGGGCUUUCCUUGAUAAAAAUAAUUGCAAGCUGGUAUGUUUGCUCUUUAGAAUACUAGAUGCAUUAUCAAAGUAUCUGAGGCUAAUUAUACUGGUGAUGUUCAUAUGGCUGUAGAGAAAAAAAUGGCCAUCAGCCAGAUGUGAACUCAAACGUUUCCCUAAUUUGUAUGUUGUGAAUAUUAUAGGAAGUAGUGCCUUGAGGCUCUAUCCUAAGGAAUAAAUUGUCUGCGUUGUAGUUUAGAGAAUAAUUGGAUGCCAAAGAUAAUGACUUUAAUCUGUUACAUUAGAAAACGUGGCUUCUGACAAUACUCAGCAUUGGGAGGAGAAAUCUCCAUAAUUCUAAUGCUUUCUCAGCUGUCUUAAAGGUCUUUGCACUGACAUGCAGGUGAGCAGUAGGUAAAUGUCUGCUUCCAAAGACUCAGUGCAGCCACCUGCAAUUAAAAUAGCAAAUGCUGGCCUGCAGUAUUGUUGUGCGACUGAAAUCCUAGCCCUUUUGCACAGGCUAUGGCCCGUGUUUUACCUCAAGCUUCGGAAUCUUUGCCAGCAUGCUGCAGGUAGCAACUGAUGAUUCUGUGGAAGAAUUAAAACUGUGUCCUCUAGCUGCAAAUUGAAGAGAAGGAGUUCCUUCCCCAUGUCUGAGCUUGAUGUGCCUUUUAAUUCUCCUCAUAACCCCUGCAGUCUAGGCCUUCAGAAGGCUGCAACUUGCUUCCAUUUUUUAUGACUAAACAGGGCCCAGCCUGGCUUUCCUAAACUGCACUGGUGUUAACAUCCUGCAGUGGGAGAUGGUAUGUGGUUUGAUUUCAGAUACAUCCAUAGCCUUAGUGGUACACUGCAAUGCCAGGAAUAAGGAAAGCUGCUAAUGUGCCUUUUAAAAAACAAAACAAAACAACACUAGCAGAGCAGGAAGCUGUCUCUCAUGAGAAACCAGCUGCCAAACAAAUUAUUUACUCACGUCAGUGGAUAGGAGUUAAAGCAGCGCAAAACCCCAAAUUUGUGUGUGUGUGUGUCUGUCUGUAUAUUUGUGUUUGCAUUUUGUUGACAAGAAAUACCCACUAGGAAAGCAACUUGAGUAAAGUGAUCAUGGUUACUGCUAAUCAAAGUGAUCUGCUGGACCAAAAAUUUGCCCUUAUUAUUUGUUUGUAAUGUUUCUAAGAAAACAUUCAGAUGUACAUUUCUUGAGUUUCCUCAGAUAAGGGCUCAAGAAAGGAGUGAGUCCUCUCUGUAACAAGGUUGUAAGCUCCCAAACAGCAACUUUCUUAUAAAUGACAAUUAUGCUGGUAAUACUUGUAACUUAUAAACAAUUAGCAUUUUCACCUUCAAUGGAAGGUAUAAGUCCAAAGGGAAAAACAGAUUUUGGAUUUUUGUAACUACUGGGUAUUUUAUGAGCAUACCACACUUUUAAUUGCCGAUUGGUUGACAUUACAGAUCAAAACCUAUCUGCAUGAUUCCAUCUUUCCAUUUUAAAAAGGACAAGGCUGGUUUCUAUACAAUUCUUUUAGCAUUUUCACCUUCAAUGGAAGGUAUAAGUCCAAAGGGAAAAACAGAUUUUGGAUUUUUGUAACUACUGGGUAUUUUAUGAGCAUACCACACUUUUAAUUGCCGAUUGGUUGACAUUACAGAUCAAAACCUAUCUGCAUGAUUCCAUCUUUCCAUUUUAAAAAGGACAAGGCUGGUUUCUAUACAAUUCUUUUAGCAUUUUCGAAGAACGGAGACAGGGUGAAAGGACUUAGAUUCUGAAUGCAGGAGCUAGCAUUAGAAAUUUUAAUUCAUCUGCUGGAAAAAAUUUCCGUUGAAACAAAAGUCUUGCUCUGGUAAUCUUGACUGGAAAUAAUAAAGCUGAUAACUAUUUUAUGAGGAAAUUCUGUGUUGGGUUCAUUUUCUUUUCACUUAUUCUGCAUUUCUUUAUAAUUAAUGUUAGAGCACACU